AAAAUUUUGAAGCACUUCAUCCUGUCCUUUGCUCCUCUUCCGAUCGGAGUCCUCUGUCCCUCUCUCUCUCUCUCGGUGGGAUGGCCGGUGGCGGCCACCAUCACAACCACCACCAGCGGCCCUCCUCCCACACCACCAGACCCUCCUUUCCCCACUCCUCCUCCUCCUCCUCCUCUUACCGCAAAUCGAAUCACAACCCCCCGGCGCAGCAGUCGCACCCGCGUCUGCCCUCCGACCUCAAGAGACCCGCCGACUCCAAACCCUCCCCCGCUGCCCAUCCCGUCGCCAAACCCUCUCCUAGGCCCGGCCCGUCCCCCAGACCACCCUUCGCCGCUGGCCCCUCCAGCCCCCAUCCCCCGACCUUCCCCGACCCCAUGGCAGCUCUCGGCCCCCCACCACCGCCGUCGUAUGGUUUCCAUAUGCUGGAUCGCCGCACCAUCGUCCUCGCUGACGGCAGUGUCCGGUCUUACUUCGCCCUCCCUCUCGACUACCAGGACUUUCCCAACCGGUUCCUCCCUCCACGGCCUGAGCUCGGUAUGCCACAGGACUACUGGAGCUCCCUUGGGCUCGACUCGGGCAGGCCCAGGCCAUCGGAUGGCCCUGGGAAGCGGAAGUUUGGGGAUGACCGGGCUAUGGAACACCCAGACAGGAAAAGACACCAGCUUGCCGGCCCGAGCAGGGAUGGGGGUGAGCCGUUCCCAUUUUCUCGAGACGGGAAGUACCCGAGUGGAAAUGCGAGGUUAAAGCACCUCGAUGUCGAUCAGAGGGAGCUUAAAAAGGCAUUCUUGCACUUUGUGAAAGCGCUUAAUGAGAACCCUCACCAGAAAAAGAAUUACUUGGAGAACGGGAGGAGUGGAUUCCUUAAAUGUGUUGCCUGUAGCAGGUCCUCCAAAGAUUUUCCUGACACGCAUAGUCUUGUCUUACACACUUACAACUCAGACAAUGCCGAUUCUCUUGUGGAUCACUUGGGGUUGCAUAAAGCUCUUUGUGUCUUAAUGGGUUGGAACUACUCGAAACCUCCUGAUAACUCAAGGAUGUAUCAGUCAUUAUCCGCUAGUGAAGCAGCAGCUAAUCAGGAGGAUCUCAUCAUGUGGCCUCCCACAGUGAUUAUUCAUAAUACAAUUACAGGGAAGGGUAAAGAAGGGCGCAUGGAAGGUUUGGGGAUCAAAGCGAUGGAUAAUAUAGUUAGAGAACUUGGAUUUCCGGGUGGCAAGUCAAAGUCCUUGUACGGAAGAGACGGCCUCCUAGGUAUCACUCUCAUUAAGUUUGCUGCCAACGAAUCAGGCCUCAGAGAGGCCAUGAAGCUAGCAGAACAUUUUGAGAAGGAGAAUCAUGGGCGCAAGGGCUGGGCCCGCCUACAUCCUGUGACUUUGGGCAAGGACGAUGAGAGCAACCCAAACCUCGUCAGAGUGGACGGGAGAACAGGAGAUAAAAGGAGGAUCUUUUACGGUUAUCUUGGAAUAGUAGCUGACUUGGAUAAGUUGGACUUUGAUACAAGAAAGAAGGUCACAAUAGAGAGUCGAGAGGACCAUCUUUCUUCAUAGUAUCUAUUUGGAUAGCAAAACAAGGUAUUCUUCAUUUUCUUUUCCGUGAUUUAGCCAAAGAAUGUGUUAACCCCUUUGUUUUCAUAGAAGAUUAUUUCAUAGUGCUUGGUUUAGAUGAAAUAUUAUUUCUUUCCACCUGAUGAUGGUUGUCGAUAUUAAGUGGCUUUCAGCAUGUUAUUUUUUUAUUUUUUAUUUUUUCCCCUUUGGGUAGUAGAGUAUCUUAUUUGGAUGCCAA
Molecule: messenger RNA, 1779 nt
Organism: Punica granatum (pomegranate)
Lineage: Eukaryota; Viridiplantae; Streptophyta; Magnoliopsida; Myrtales; Lythraceae
Source: RefSeq, a predicted model, not a curated record